Molecule: messenger RNA, 1821 nt
Organism: Aspergillus luchuensis
Lineage: Eukaryota; Fungi; Ascomycota; Eurotiomycetes; Eurotiales; Aspergillaceae
Gene: DLD1
Product: FAD-binding oxidoreductase
Exons: 4
Coding region: 1-1821 (606 amino acids)
Biological process (GO): lactate catabolic process
Cellular component (GO): mitochondrion
Molecular function (GO): FAD binding; D-lactate dehydrogenase (NAD+) activity; D-lactate dehydrogenase (cytochrome) activity
Source: RefSeq, a predicted model, not a curated record
AUGAUUAGAGCCGAUUCUUACCUUCGUUCGCGGGGCGCCAUGCGCGUUCUUCUCCCAAGGGCCGGGUGCUACUUCAGCCAUCCGCUACGCUUAGGAUCUCAGAGGAGGGGCUUGCAAUGGUCCGUUCCCCAUCGCGCCGAUGAGAAACCUCAGUCCUUCAAGCAUCAAUUAUACGAAAGUACACAGCAACGCCUCAAACGUGAGCGUGCUGAACAGGAACGAUAUUCACAGUUCCAGUCCCAAUCCCAGGGCAGUCGCAACGCGGCGUUGAUGUUCGCAUUGGCCUUCUUCUGCACUGGGGCUUACUACCUGGGCUCUUUGAAACCUGCUGAGCUUCCCACUUCGUCAACAAGCCCCGUUUAUGAUAUACAGUCACCGCGACAUAACGUUACUCCCUCAAAUUUACAGGCUGCUUGGGCGGACUUCGUUGAGAUUUUAGGGAAAGACAAUGUUUCCACACAAAACGCCGACUUGGAUAUGCAUGCGGGGUCCGACUGGUCUUCCUACGCCCUGAAAGAGGGAGAAAGACCGUUCCUCAUCCUCUACCCGUCUACUACGGAGGAGGUAUCUCGGAUCAUGAAGGUUUGCCAUCAACGGUUAAUUCCAGUAACCCCCUACUCAGGCGGUACCAGCUUGGAGGGCCAUUUUGCGCCCACGCGGGGUGGUAUAUGCAUUGAUUUCCGUCGUAUGGACCGUAUUCUGGGUCUCCAUAAGCAGGAUCUAGACGUCGUGGUCCAGCCUGCCGUUGGCUGGGAGGAGCUGAAUGAACAUCUCGCUCAGGAUGGUCUUUUCUUUCCCCCGGAUCCGGGCCCUGGUGCUAUGAUCGGUGGCAUGAUUGGCACGGGCUGUUCGGGAACCAACGCCUACAGGUAUGGCACUAUGCGUGAUUGGGUGCUUUCUUUGACGGUAGUGCUUGCCGACGGGACCAUCAUCAAAACCAGGCAACGCCCACGGAAGUCGAGCGCUGGUUACGAUCUUACAAGACUCUUUAUUGGGAGUGAAGGCACCCUCGGUCUGGUGACCGAGGCUACGUUGAAGCUGACGGUCAAACCUAAGAGCCAAAAUGUCGCAGUCGCGAGUUUCGCGACAAUACAGAAUGCAGCAGAGUGCGUGACUCGCGUGGUGGAAGAAGGCAUCCCAGUAGCUGGGGUCGAGAUCUUGGAUGACGUGCAGAUGAAGUGCAUCAACGAAAGUCAGUCCACCAGCCGACACUGGAAGGAAGCGCCUACCAUAUUUUUCAAGUUUGCGGGUACGCCUGUUGGCGUCAAGGAGCAAAUAAACAUGGUGCAGAAGAUUGUUUCUUCUACUGCGGGUCGGUCCUUCGAGUUUGCCCGAGGUGAGAGCGAAAUGCAAGAACUCUGGAGCGCCCGGAAACAAGCACUUUGGAGCGUUAUGUCUAUGAGGCGAGGUCCUGAAGACCACGUUUGGACGACUGAUGUAGCUGUCCCUAUAAGCAAAUUACCCGAAAUCAUCGAGGCCACCAAACAAGACAUGACUGAAAGUGGGUUGUUGGCGGGGAUGUGCGGUCAUGUCGGAGAUGGCAAUUUUCAUGCGAUAAUCCUCUUCAAUAAAGACGAGAAAGCAACAGCCGAGGCUGUGGUUCAUCGGAUGGUAAAGCGGGCUGUUGAACUAGAAGGUACAGUUACUGGCGAGCAUGGAGUUGGUCUCGUCAAGCGGGAUUACCUGCAACAUGAACUAGGGGAGUCUACAGUAGAUGCUAUGCGCCGGCUCAAAUUAGCUUACGACCCCCUUUGUUUGCUCAACUGCGAUAAAGUUGUGCGGGUUGAGCCACCGGCGCCAGGUGAAGUUAAGGAAUGGUAA